UUUUGAUCCAAACACAAGCACAAGCACAAGCACUUUCUCUUUCUUUCUUCAACAGAAACUCUCUCUCUCUCUAUCUCUGCCUCCGUACACAGUGGAAUGCAGAUGAGCUCCAAAGCGAUAUAUAUUGUAAACAAUAUCAAGCAGAGGAGAUCGCAAUAUCACUUCAAAAAUACGAUAUUACUUCAAACAAAACAAAUUUUCCUCAAUUUUUUGAAAAAUUAAUAACAACAAAAUAAACAGAUCCUCUUCAUUUAGAGUUUUAUUUUUCUUUAGGUUUAAGGAGCAUAUGCAUUUCUUCGAGAAAGUGAGGCUGUGGAGGAUUUUUUGGACUUGGGUGUGGUUAAAAAUGGACGGUUGAGAUUGUUUUUGAGCUUGUUUGAGAUCACAGCUUUAUUGGAUUUCGGAAUUUCUUUUAGGUUGGGGGGGAGCUAUCGGUUGAGGUAUGGGGAGUUCUGGCGAGACCUGUAACAAGGGUAUCGAUGCGUCGGUGGGUGGGUUGGUUUGGGUCCGCCGGAGGAAUGGGUCGUGGUGGCCCGGUCGGAUAAUGGGUCUUGACGAGUUGUCAGAGAGUUGCUUAGUUUCACCGAGAUCGGGUACUCCAGUGAAGCUUCUGGGUCGCGAGGACGCAAGCGUGGACUGGUAUAACCUUGAAAAGUCAAAGAGGGUAAAGGCAUUUCGAUGUGGGGAAUAUGAUGAAUGCAUUGAAAAAGCAAAGGUAUCUGCAGCUAAUACCAAUAAAAAGGCUGUGAAAUAUGCACGGAGGGAAGAUGCCAUUCUCCAUGCUCUUGAAAUCGAGAAUGCUCGACUGGGAAAGGAUCGGUUGGAGUUUAGUGCUAGAAUGGAUAAUUCUGGUGGUGAGCAUGGUAGUUCAGCUAGAGAGUCACCUUCCAUGUCUAAUUCAGGCAAUGAAAAUGGGGAUAUGGAAGAUGAUGUGAGUGAUUCUGAAGAUAAUUCAGAUUCAGCACAGGAAUUAUCUCAAUCUGGUAUAUCUUUUGAAGAACCAAAUCAUACAAGUUCUUCUAAGGUGCAAUCUGUGCAGGGAAGGAGACGGAGAACCCCAAAUGAUUCAGAAGAUGAUGGAACAGAGGGAGUUAAGCGAAUGAGAGGGCUUGAGGACUUGGGGAUUGGUGUAGGAUGCAAAAGAAAGGUCCAUGCUGGAGGUCUUCUUGAGCUAGUCCAACAAGAUAAUGCUUCACUCUCUGAUUCAAGCAAUGUGAACUGCAUGUCUAAUGGAAUUAGUGUAAAUGGUGGGAAAUCUAACUCAUCACUGAGAAGGAAGAGAUCUCAAGUGGCAAAUGUUCAUGAAUUUUUAAAAAGGAAGAACCGUCGCCGUCCUCUGACAAAGGUUUUAGAGAGUACGGCUAUGGUGUCUGUUCCAGUCGUUUGUAAUCAACUUCCCCCUUCAUGCGGUUCACCUCAUGGGGGAUUAACUGAUGGCAAGGUUUCUGGCAUCGAAUCUACUGAAUCAAAGAGAAGUCUCUCUGUAGUAAUUAAUAAUAACUCAGACAGCACUGUAGUUUCAUGCGAAAAUGGGACUUUAGAUGCUUCUGACCAAGCUUGUGAUGCUUCCCAAAUUAAUAGCAAGGAAAAGGAGAUUGAAAUUCCCAGUAUAUCUGGAUUAGCUGAGAAUGAUUCUUCUGAUAGGUUAUUUGAUGUGCCAUUUGUUGGGGAGGAAAAGCACUCUUCAGGCCUUUCUCCUUUACUUAUGCCUUCUUCAUCUGGAAGGCCUCAAAUUGGCUCAUUGAGGAGGCAAUCUAGUCAAAGCAGUCUGGUAGAAGCUUUAUCUAUGAAAAAUGAGGGAAUUAAUGAGAGUGGGUCUACCAGUUCAGCAGCUGUUCAUGCCGAUAUUGGCCCGAGGAUAGAGAAAGGUACUUCAGAGUGGCAGUUAAAAGGAAAGCGGAAUUCAAGAGUAAAUAAAGAUAGAAAACAAGACUCAAGAAAAUAUGUGGACAUAAAUGAUGAGUCCAAUGCUUGUUUGGCAGGUAUAGAGCAUUUGGAUGGAUUCUCUCAGGGUUCUGAUCUAAAGGUUGAUUGCAAUGGCACUACUGGAUCCUUUGGUUCGUAUAAUUGCACUUUACAAGCAAAUUCCAAACCAGUUUCUGAAGACCAGGCUGAUGGGUUGCAUGACUGGAGCAAGCAUCUACCCCCACGGGAGUGCAAUAUGAGAGGGUCAACAUCUGAGGUGAAGCUAUUGCCUGAUGCCUCGCUAACACCACAAAGGUUACUUCCUUAUCGUCAAUCACGCUUUACAAAUAACAGCAGAUAUCAGUCAUCUGAUUUUUCUACUAGAAAUUACUGCCCUGAUGCCUCUUUAUAUGAUGUUAAGCUUGAGGUGAAAGCGAAGUAUAGGCCGCCGCAUGUUCCGCUGGUUUCCCUCAUGAGUAAAUUGAAUGGUAAAGCUAUUGUGGGCCAUCCUCUCACAGUGGAGGUUUUGGACGAAAGCUAUUGUGACAAUUUGUUAAGCAGAAUGGAACAUGAUCUGGAAGGUGGUGAAAUGGUUUAUGGUAAGCCAUAUUCAGUAAGUGGAAGAACUCCAACCAAGCAUUUGGUAUUGCAACCGCGACAUUCUCCUAGGAAGUCACCAAAAACAAAGAAAUCUGGCUUGUUGCCUAAAAAGAUUAGGAAACUGUCUUCACUGACUGGUCACAAGCAAUCUGAAGAGAGAAAACAAGUGGUUGAGAAACCAAAGGCUCCAUUAAUAGCUUGUAUUCCCCUUAAAUUAGUAUUUAGUAGGAUAAACGAAGCAAUGAAUGGUUCGGCACGACAAACACACCGCAUUUUAACAUCAAGCAACACAUAAUGGUGGGUUCCUUGGGGGAAAUGUUGCGGUAGCUCUACAUUUUACCUUUGAAAUUUGUUUCCUUGGAUUGGGGGGGUGUUUUUGAUUCAAUUUCUGCGGCCUAGUUAGCUGAUGCUUCUUAUUUAACCAUGUUCGGUUGGCAGCAUGCAUUAUACGAUCUGCCUGUGUGGUAGAAUCCCUUUGUAUAAUUUUCAUGACAUUUCGAUGUUGUAGAAACUGGUAGCCGUAUGAUCAAUGGAGGCUGCUCAUGGCUCUGUAUAUAAUGUAACAUUAGAUGAGUUGUAAAGGUGACCUAGUAUUAGGUGUUUCAUGACCUGAUAUUAGGUUUCUUAGUUUUAGAAUUUGAUUCCAGAGAUCAAAUAACUUCAUUCCCCACUGUACUUCUGCCAUUUGUCAUGAUAUUAUUAAUUUCUUUUGAGGCACUUCCCUUAUUCAUA
Ziziphus jujuba (common jujube) is the source of this 3237-nucleotide messenger RNA. RefSeq lists its product as uncharacterized. The record is from RefSeq and is a predicted model, not a curated record. NCBI's taxonomy places the organism in Eukaryota, Viridiplantae, Streptophyta, Magnoliopsida, Rosales, Rhamnaceae. The transcript is spliced from 4 exons. Bases 443 to 2800 code for a protein of 785 amino acids.